Molecule: messenger RNA, 1597 nt
Organism: Chara braunii
Lineage: Eukaryota; Viridiplantae; Streptophyta; Charophyceae; Charales; Characeae
Source: the annotation of a GenBank genome assembly
UGCUGAUGCAAAUCAGAUGAUAACGAUUUUGGGUAUUUUUCAACAAGCAGCCAAUUGUUGGAUGUGAAGAAGGGUUUCAAGUGAAGCGCGACUCAAACCGACACUUCUACACUCACGGCUAGGGUCGGGACCGUACUAGAUGUGCAGUUCAUUGUUGGGCUCUGCAUUGUUAAGGUUGGACUCUGAGGCUUGGGCUGUGCAUUGCGCGGAGGUUGAGCAACGACUUUGCGGGGCGACUGGACUUACUGCUCGCAACACGAAGAUGGGAGACUCAGUCAUGGACGCAAGUUCGAAAGUGCUGCUCACAAGCAGGAACUUCCUUGACGUCUUCAAGGUCAGGGCAAUAGAAGUUGCAAACCAGGAAUGCGAAGAGGUGAUGACUUAUGGGAUUGACGAAGAGCGUUUGGGAAGUUUGCGCGCAGCAUUCCAGAGUGUUGCCGAGUCUGUGUAUCGACACGUCGAAGCAAACACAGCGGUGUGGUCAUCGGUUCCCUCGGCUGUGGUAGAAGACUGCAGCAAACGUGAAUCGGGGGAACGGACCAGCUCUGCUCAUGGAGGCGACGAUGAGGGGAAAGAAAACCAUUCAAAUGUUCGAUUAACAGAGGAUGACAGGGAGGCUGCUGUUGAUUGCGCAAGACAGGCCUGCAGUGAUCCUGGAGGUGAAGUUCACGGUGACGUUGACCGGCACACCAGCCCUGCUUCAAGACUGGAAGAAGAAGUGCAAGCGCUGGAAAGGGAUGUGGAGGAGAAGGCAGCACGUUUGAGAGCAAUUCAAAAAGAUCUGAUGUCAAACUUUGCUCAGCGCCUUUACUCUCGGAUGCAGCUCAUGCGACCCCAGCCAGUGGAUGGCGAUAGUAUACGCGAAAGAGCAGCAAACACAGGGGAGAAUCCUGUUGAAGGUGACAAUCAACGUUCGAGCAAAUCUACGGCACAGGCGGUGAAAGUACAGGGAAAGCUGCCGAACAACAAUCUCGGCGACCAAGAUGCAGAUGGCAGAUCCACAGCACAUCUUGCGAAAAAGAGAAAGCUCCUCCAAGACGGCCUUGAAAGGAGAGUGGAAGAGUUGCAGGCAGGUGCCAUGGUGUUGAAGGAGUCUUUUGUCCAGGCAAAUGCGUGUCUUGCACGAGAAGAAACUGUUGUCCAGGCAAUCCAAAUGGCAGGAAUUCUACAAGACAAAUAAAGGGGGGUGACAAAUAAAGGGGUUGGGAAAUAUAAGGGGCCAGGGAGAAAAGGGAGCAGUCUUCACAGGAUUCAGAUGUCCAUUCUAACAGCAGGGAGAAUUAUUGAAUGCCUGCCGUUGCUGGAACUCAAACUCAGGUGGCAGAGUUACCUAAGGCGCGGGCUUGAAAAGAGCUUGCAAACCUUCUGUCGCAAGGUAGGUCCCGACUGGAAAGUCAGCGGAUCGAAUCUUGGUGAGUCAUCGGAUACCCCUGGUAGUUUUUGUGCUGUCGGAAGUAGUAGGAUAUAACUCGGUUUUCGAUAGGACCUGAGGGUUAUGAGGUCCGUCUGUUUUUUUAGCCACAUGUUUUGUUAUGUUUCUUUCUUCUGAUUUCUCUACGUAUUUACAAAAUUCAAAUAAUCAAUCUCCAUUGUUUUA